Thecamonas trahens ATCC 50062 is the source of this 1332-nucleotide messenger RNA. RefSeq lists its product as uncharacterized. The record is from RefSeq and is a predicted model, not a curated record. The transcript is spliced from 2 exons. Bases 1 to 1332 code for a protein of 443 amino acids. Lineage: Eukaryota; Apusomonadida; Apusomonadidae.
AUGGCCAUGAGCGAUGAUGCUGACGACGGUGAAGCCCACCUGCCAGCCCCGGCUCUGCAAGCGCUGGAGAAGACGGCAGUGGAGCGGUCAGUUGACGAUAUUGCCGCCAUUCUCGCCAUCUGCGAGUCGUUGCCGGCGGUGAGCAAGUAUCCUCGCCACACCCGCCGUGAGCUCGCCCGUCGCAUGGUACUCGUCCGCUACGCCGCUGGAGAGGUCGUCUUCUACGAGGGCGAUGAGCCCGACGGAUAUCGCAUCAUCCUAGCCGGAUCGGUCUACGGCAUGAAGCAGUCGGCCGAUGCUGCAGCCGCUGCAGCCGCCGCAGGUGUCGUCGCCCUGGCUGACGGGCCGGUCGAGGGCAUCUCUAUCGAGCCAUCGGCUCCGUCGGCCGCCGACCCGCCUGCAGACAAAGGCGGAGUGCCGGCGCCGCGGCUCAAGCGCGGACGCGCUAUGGAGACCUUUUCGCAGAUCAUCUUUACGCUCCGCGCCGGUGACGGCUUUGGUGAGGGAGCCAUGCAAAAGGUGUCGUCGUGGGACGAUGACUCCUUGCCCGGUACUUCUGGUGUGGAGGAGCACAAGCGCAAGUUCGGCGUCCGCGGCGCAACCAUCAAGUGUGCCGAGCCGACAGAUAUCUUGCUCGUCUCGCUCAACGAUUACGUUCAGAUCCUCGAGCUGGCCAUGCAGCGGGAUCUCGAGGAGCGAGUCGAGUUCCUCUCACAGCGCCCGCUGUUCUACGGCUGGUCGUCGAGCCGCAUGAAUCAGCUGGCAAAGUGCAUGACCAUCGAGAAGUUUCUUCCCAACAAGCCCAUCAUCCUGCAGGGCUCCGAGGGCAAGUUUCUUUGGAUGAUCCGCGCCGGCUCGGUUAAGAUCGUCCGCGAGCUCAAGGUCGGCAUCUCGCGCAAGACUAGCGAGCCGGUCCGCAAGUUCCUCCACAUUGCCACGUUGGGCGUCGGCGAGUUCUUUGGUGAACUCGCCAUCAUCCACAACGCCCCUCACUCGGCCUCGGUCCUCGCAGCCUCCAAGUGCGUCGUCUACAAGCUACCCAAGCCCGAGUUUACCAAGUUCAUCGUCGACAAGGCCCUCGAAAUUGUCCAGCUCACCUCGGCCAACUACCCAUCCGACGCUGAGCUCCUCGCUGCCUACCGCGAGCAGCUCACCUGGGAGCGCUACAAGUCCCGCGUCGUCGAGCGUGUCCUCUCCAGGAAGCGCACACGCCGCGAGUUGCAAUCGUACUCCAACCCCACCCUCCGUGGCUUCCGCUCGCCGCCAUCGCUCCCCUCGCGCGGCUCGCCUACUCGUCCGCCGUCGCAACUGCACAACGCCACGCUCAGGUGA